AUCAUGGACCAGACGCCAACCGCCAUUUUCGACUCCUACGAACAGGAUUUCAGGCACAUAAUUCAAAGCAUACGGAAUAAGCUAGAAGGAGAGGGAAAGAACCAACUUGGAGAGCAGCGAAAAGCUGCGCUGCGGAAGGUUGAAAUUGAGCUCGACGAGGCCGAUGACAUUGUAUCGCAACUGGAGAUUGAAAUUCAGGGCAUCCCACAGUCUAUCAAAUCGCAGUACACGUCACGGUUGAAGCAGGCCAAAGCGGACCUUACGAAAUACAAGAAAUUGUCCAAGGAUCUCCAUUCACAGGCCGCGCGGAACGACUUGAUUGGGGGAUACAGAAAAGGUACUCCAAGUUCUGAUGACCCAUAUGGCGAGCAGAGUGAUAGGUCGAGGCUAUUGUUGGGGACGGAGAGAUUGAAUGAUGGUGGCCGACGGCUGGCCGACUCUACAAGCGUAGCAUUGGAGACUGAGACAUAUGGAGCGGAGAUCCUGUCGAAUUUGAGGGGGCAAAGGGAACAAAUUGAAAACGCAAGAUCUACGCUCGGUACUGCAGAGGUCCACAUUGAUAGGUCAUCUGGGACGGUCAAAGGGAUGAUACGCCAGAUGUACAAGCAAAGAGUCAUUCUCUACGCUAUCAUAGCCUUCCUCGCUGUCCUUGUUAUCAUUAUCCUCUACUUCAAGCUUGUACGACGGUGAGGCGCUGUGUCCACUAACGCCCUCGCUCAAACUACUUUGGGCGACGAGAACAUUUGGAUAUAACGUCACCGCUGAGGAACUGCGCGUCUCCUACCCAUAGAUUCAGCGUGCUCCACCAACGAGUUUCCUGUUCGCGGGUUCGAACAAGAUUGAUUAUUUUUAUUGUUAUGGACACCUCUUUUUCACACUUCGUAUU
This is a messenger RNA of Laccaria bicolor S238N-H82, 886 nucleotides long. Its product is annotated as vesicle transport v-snare protein vti1. Gene Ontology annotation, molecular function: SNAP receptor activity; SNARE binding. Gene Ontology annotation, biological process: vesicle fusion with Golgi apparatus; intra-Golgi vesicle-mediated transport; intracellular protein transport. The transcript is spliced from 5 exons. The record is from RefSeq and is a predicted model, not a curated record. Gene Ontology annotation, cellular component: ER to Golgi transport vesicle membrane; Golgi apparatus; late endosome membrane. NCBI's taxonomy places the organism in Eukaryota, Fungi, Basidiomycota, Agaricomycetes, Agaricales, Hydnangiaceae. Bases 4 to 690 code for a protein of 228 amino acids.